ACCACAAUUUAAAAACGAACCAGAGCUUAACAAUACUUCUGUCUCCUGACAAGUUUUUCAAAGUCAGACUCAACUGUAACAAAAAAAUGAAGACAAAAAACCGCACCACCACUUCCUCCCUCAAUGGUGCGACGCCUGCGUAACCGGAUCAUGUUACAAAUCACAUGGAUCGGCUACGCUUCCUUUACUUUACCGGGCACAACAGCUAUUUUCAUUUAGAGAUCGUCUCCAGAGCAGCGCGGGUUUAUGGAGAUUCUUGAAGACCACUGGGACGUGUUUCAAUAAUUAAAAGGCUUAAACUCUUACUAAACAAGAAGAACCUAAACCAUUAAGUUGGCUGAGAAUGGCUAACAACAAGGAUGCCAGUGAGAGCACUCCUCUACUGGACUCAGGUUCUGGGGGCAGACCUUCACCACCUUCAGUUUUCCAGGGAAGAAGACUAGCAUGUGCAGCCAUCCUGCUGGCUGAAUCAUUAGAAAGGAUUGCAUUCUACGGCAUCACGUCCAAUCUGGUCCUUUUUCUCAAUACAAAUCCCUUUUAUUGGGAGGGAACUCAGGCGAGCCAGGCACCCCUGAUGUUCAUGGGAGUUACUUACCUGAUUUCACCAUUUGGAGGCUGGUUGGCGGAUGCAUACCUUGGAAAGUUCUGGACAAUAGUUUCGAGUUUGAUCCUAUAUUUUCUUGGCAUGCUCUUUUUCCCUUUUAUUUCAAAUGAAGACACCAGGAUACAAAUGUGUGGAGAUGAGGCGGCGUUUCCUGUGCAACCUGCUGAGUGUCUGAGCACAAACAGUACCCCCCCAAGCAAUGUAACCUGCCCCAUCCGUAACCCAUAUUGUGGCCCAGUAGUCUACAGUGGACUUUUUUUAAUUGCAUUAGGCGUGGGUACUGUGAAGUCCAACAUCACUCCCUUUGGGGCAGAUCAGGUCAAAGACAGAGGACCAGAGGCCACGCGCCGAUUCUUCAACUGGUUCUACUGGUGCAUCAAUUUAGGAGCUAUCCUGUCUCUGGGAGGCGUGGCCUACAUCCAGCAAAACGUUGGCUUUAAAAUUGGCUACAUCAUUCCCACGGUGUGCCUUGGGGUCUCCUUCGUUGUCUUUCUCCUGGGACGCACUGUGUUCAUCACCAAGCCUGCUGAUGGCAGCGCCUUCACAGAUAUGUUCAAGAUCCUGGGCUUUGCUUGCUGUUCCAAGAAACCAAAGGAGCCUAAUCUGCUCCGGACCAAACCAACACUACUAGACAGUGCCAAAGUGACCUAUGGAGGCAAAUAUCCAGAAGAGAAAGUAGAGGAAGUGAAAUCCCUGGUGAAAAUCCUCCCAGUUUUUUUUGCCCUUAUCCCAUACUGGACUGUGUACUUCCAGAUGCAGACAACGUACAUCCUGCAGGGCCUCCAUCUGAGGAUUCCUAAUAGUCCCUCGAACAUCACUGAUGACCCCCAAAAGAUGACGUUCCACUUCCCUGCCGCCUGGCUCACCAUGUUUGAUGCAGUGCUCAUCCUUAUGCUGAUUCCCCUGAAGGACAAAGUGGUGGACCCCAUCCUGAAACGCCGCGGCCUGCUGCCUUCCUCUCUGAAGAGGAUCGCAGUGGGGAUGUUCUUUGUUAUGUGGUCAGCUGUGGCAGCGGGUAUUUUGGAGACCAAACGCCUGGAGAUCAUCAAAUCAAAUGGUACCAUUGACCAGGUGCUUGGCAAAGUUAUUUACUACGCGGCAGAUUUACCCAUAUGGUGGCAAGUGCCUCAAUAUGUGCUGAUAGGAAUCAGCGAAAUCUUUGCCAGCAUUGCAGGUCUUGAGUUUGCCUAUUCUGCAGCCCCCAAGUCCAUGCAGAGUGCCAUCAUGGGGCUCUUCUUCUUCUUCUCUGGGAUUGGCUCCUUCGUGGGCUCCGGUUUGUUGGCUAUUGUCUCCCUCAAGGAGAUUGGCUGGAUGUCAUCCCACAAAGACUUUGGUAAUAUCAAUGACUGCUCUCUGCACUACUACUUUUUCCUCCUGGCAGGGAUCCAGGGCAUCACAUUGCUGGUGUUCCUUAUUGUCUCUUUCAAGUAUGAAAGGCAGAGGGGCAGAACAGGAAGCCAACGGCAGAGACAUACAUCCUCUUGACCUAUAAGUGUUCCCAUACCCCUCCUCACCAUACCCGCCUUCUCCAGUCAUAUCGCUCAGUGCCCAAAGACCCUGUCGAAUAGCUUCUUAAUCAAAUCCUAC
Etheostoma spectabile (orangethroat darter) is the source of this 2191-nucleotide messenger RNA. It is a transcript of the gene slc15a4, whose product is annotated as solute carrier family 15 member 4. The transcript has 10 exons. Gene Ontology annotation, molecular function: transmembrane transporter activity. Gene Ontology annotation, biological process: oligopeptide transport; transmembrane transport. The coding region runs from base 344 to 2089 and encodes 581 amino acids. The record is from RefSeq and is a predicted model, not a curated record. Gene Ontology annotation, cellular component: membrane. NCBI's taxonomy places the organism in Eukaryota, Metazoa, Chordata, Actinopteri, Perciformes, Percidae.